Molecule: messenger RNA, 3286 nt
Organism: Eupeodes corollae
Lineage: Eukaryota; Metazoa; Arthropoda; Insecta; Diptera; Syrphidae
Product: 4'-phosphopantetheine phosphatase
Exons: 6
Coding region: 399-1457 (352 amino acids)
Biological process (GO): coenzyme A biosynthetic process
Cellular component (GO): cytosol; nucleus
Molecular function (GO): pantothenate kinase activity; ATP binding
Source: RefSeq, a predicted model, not a curated record
GUUAACUCUAAAUGCUCUAACUCAGCUCGGACUCGGUAUUUUUCCUUUUUCUUACUGCAUGUUUGGCAAAUAAAAACAUUUAUAUUUAAUUUUAAAACUAAACAUUUACUUACUAAAUCUUUGUGUCAAUUAAUCGACAAGAAAGAGAUUAUGUUUGUGUAAUUUCUUCCGCUUUUUAUAUUAAAUUUCGUUUUGUUCUAUCAAUUUUAAUGUAAAAACAACUCAAUCAGUCCGAGUCAAUUACCAACAACAAGUACAAAAAAUAAUACAAUAAAUAAUAAGUAGUGAAUAAAAUCAAUUUGUAAUUAAAAUAAUUAAGGAGACGUUUAACAAAUAGGAAUUCACUAAAUUAUAUAGAUAUUAAGUUUUGAAAAAUCUCGAGAAGCACAUCGAACGAAAUGUGUGCUACACUUCUGGACGAUGUGGAAACCUACAAUCCUGAUACAUUGGAUCUAAACGAGGACAGCGAAGCCGCCGAAUAUUGGUUUAGUAUAAUUGAUGAAAUAAUCAAUAAGUUUGCAAAACAGGCUGUUGCUAGUCAGAAGGAAAUCGAUCCAACUUCUGAAGAAAGAGCAGAACGUUUUAAAAAAUCAUAUAAAGAUCAGGUGGAAAAUAUGAGGAAUUCAAAAAACAAUAAUAAACCCUUAACAAUAAGAGAUCUACUAGAAUUAAAUGAAACAACAUUAAGACUGUAUGGAUUUCAGGAUCCAUGGUUAAAACAAAAAACUGAAGAAAAUGAAGCUUCAAUAAAAUUAUUCAAAUCGAGAUUAGAUGAAAUUGAUAAAUUAAACAACUUCGAAAAAUGGACUGAAUUGAUUCGUGGUGUAUUAGCUGGUAACAUAUUUGAUUGGGGAGCAAAAGAAGUUUCUGAUAUUUUGGAAAAAGAUAAAAACUUUGGACUGCAUGAUGCUUUAGAUAAGAUUCAGAAACGACCCUGGCUGAUUGAUAAUUUAAAUGAAUGGAACCUUCGAAUGCAAGAAACUCCACAUAAAUGCGCAGUGAUUUUCGUAGACAACAGCGGCGCAGAUGUAAUUUUAGGUAUUCUACCCUUCGCUAGGGAACUUUUAAAGCGUCAAACCAAAGUCUUACUAUGCGCGAAUUCGGAACCAGCACUAAAUGAUGUGACUUACAAAGAACUCGAGGAUAUAUUACAAAAAUGUAGUUGUUACUGUGAUACGAUAAAUAGUGCUUUGAAAAAUGGACAGCUUUUAGUUUAUGCUAAUGGUCAAAAAGGCCCUUGCUUAGAUAUGCGCCAUUUAACACCAGAAUUAUGCAAUGCAAUUGAAAGUAACGAGACUGAUUUACUGGUCAUUGAGGGCAUGGGUCGUGCUUUGCAUACAAAUCUUUAUGCAAAAUUUCGAUGUGAUACUUUGAAAUUAGCAGUAGUUAAAAAUAAAUGGCUGGCAAAUCGGUUAGGUGGUGAUACAUUUAGUGUCAUAUGCAAAUAUGAAAGUUAACUGAAGAGAAAUAAUAAUUAUAAAAAAUCUAAUCCUGACUUCAAGCUGUAAAACAUCUCCCUUUUUAUUUUAAUUUAUUAUUUUAUAAUUUUGAUUAAAUGACCUACAAAAAAAGAUACAAUAAUUUCUUCAAGAAAAUAAAUACCUAAAAAUAAUACGUAUUUGUUUGUUAUUACUUAAUAAAUGAACCUGACAAAUAAUAAAAUACUAUUUGUAGAGAUUCCUUGAAGGAAAUUAAAAGUCAAACAAAAACCUCUAUUUUAGGUUUAAAAAUUAAACUAUAUAAGAAAAAAUAUAUUUAGAAAGAAAACAAAUAUUAUAAAAUUAAUAAACGAAAUAUAUGUAAUUAAUCAUAAUGAUGAAGAGAAAUCCGAUUCAAGUUGUUUGCUAUUUGAAAGGUUAUAUUUAUAACGUUGUAUUGAAAUAAAAUGUAAUGUCGGCUUCUAAAAAUACUGCUGCGCUAUUCAUGUUUAUUUCGCAUUGUUCAUAAAAUUUUUAAAGGUCAAAUUAUUGCCUCAAUUGUAUAUUCUCCAAAUCGGUCAAAAUAUUGGCAUUUAUGUAGCUUGUUACACUAUUGCAUUUAGGAAGGUUGCUGCUAUUUUGACUUUUCUGUGUUUUUUUUUUUAAAUCGGUAGAUCUUAACUAAACUUUCGUCUUGUUAUUAAUAUGGGGUUUUCUAAAAGGCACCUGACAACUUUGAAUUUAAUUUGUGAACUCACGCAUCCACUUAUCAUCAAACAGUCAUAGCCAAUUUUUUCAGUAAACUUAACAUUUUCAUCAUGUUAAAGUACACGAACGAUCAACGUCUGCAAAUAUUUUCCUUCAAAUUUCGGUGUUGCGGUCCCCUCAACUUUAAGAGCGUUUAUAAUAAUGAUAAUUUCGAUCAAGUAAAUUUAAAAUUAAUGAACUCAAACCGAACAAAAGUAAAAAAUGAUAUAUAUUUGAAAAUAACUUUCUGUUUCCAAGAACAGAACUAAGAGUUUUUUGCAAUCAAAUAAUCCUAUACACUGUAUAUACUCAACGUCAUCAUCGGAACGAAGAAGACAAAAUUGAGCACAUCCUCCCAUAAGUUCCAAAGUUUAAUUACUCAAAAUAUAUCUUAAGCCUUGGGUAUAAUUAUUUUUUAAUACAUUUUUGGCUUUUAUUCUAAAAUUUAUAAAGUAAUAAUUUUUAAUUUGUUGCAAACACCAUGAUGCAAUUAGUUUCAAAUUAACUUCUGUGACAAAGAUAAAAAAACUAUACAAUUGUAUAAAUGUUUUUGCUGCCUUAGCUUCUCUACUUGAAUUAAUUAAUAUAAUUGAAAUAUUUUUACAAUUGCCUUAAUUUUUUCACUUCGAUUGUGUUCUGAUAUUUAUCAAAAAAUUGAGGUGAUGAAAAAGAAAUUGUAUAGUUUUAUUAUUUAACUUGUUAAUGUUUAUAAAAAAAAGAAAAUUGUGAACAAUUGUGAAUAUAAAUUUUUUUAGUGAAAACUAGCAAAAAUUUUACUAUUUAAGAAUGUGCAAACAAUGCUAAUGCUACAGUUGAACUAACUCAACCUCAAAAUGAAGAUAGUUACUAAACUUUUACUCCUGCUUCUUGGGCUUUUUAUGUUGAUGGACCUUGGAGCUUCUGAGGGUGGAAUACUCCGUAACAUUGUGAAACGGAAUGCUCAAGGAGGUCCACCAAAUGGACAGCAUGGACCACCACCACCAGGAGGCCCACAUGGGCCACCCGGAGGACCACCAGGAGGUGGCCCACCCAGUGGUGGAGAACAAACUGCAACUACAUCGGCGAAAUAAUUGAAUGCCGAUUUUUAAAAUGAGCGAAUAAAGUUAAAAAAUGCAUUGCAA